AUGGGAGUGGAUGUCCCUGGACUGGCGGCUGUGGUGGUUUUUUAUGUUUUCAUCCUGGUAAUUGGAAUCUGGGGAUCCAGGAAGUCCAAAAAAGUGGAGAAGACAUGUGCCGACAGCAAGAGCGAAGUGACUAUCGUUGGUGGGCGCAACAUCAACGCCCUGGUCGGGGUUUUUACCAUGACAGCAACUUGGGUUGGAGGGGGUUACAUCAUGGGAACCGCUGAGGCUGUUUAUUCUCCUACUCAAGGUCUCAUCUGGGCCAUUGGUCCUCCUGCAUAUGUUAUCAAUUUGUUUUUGGGAGGAUUGUUUUUUGCCAAACCCAUGAGGUCGAAGCGUUACGUGACCAUGCUGGACCCGUUUCAGAAUCGCUAUGGCAACGUAUUCACUGCAACGCUCCUGCUUCCUGCUUUAGUCAGUGAUAUUUUGUGGGUUGCCUGCAUCCUUGCUGCUCUGGGAGGAACGAUGAGCGUGAUUCUCGGGCUGUCGUCCGCCAUCUCCAUCGUCAUCUCGGCUGCUGUCUCCAUCAUAUACACGUUCCUGGGAGGUCUCUACUCGGUGGCAUAUACUGAUAUCAUCCAGCUUGUUUUCAUCUUUGUCAGCCUGUGGCUCUGUAUUCCUUUUUUGUUGCUCAGUCCUGCAGUUACUGACAUCUCACCAACGACCCACCUCAACCAAUCAAGCGGACACUCGUGGCUCGGGGAGCUGGAGCUGGCAGAUGCGGGAAAAUGGGCCGAUGACGUGCUGCUACUGGCUUUAGGGGGACUGGCAUAUCAAGCUCUAUACCAGAGAAUCCUCUCUGCAGCCUCCUCUGCUCAGGCUCAGGUCACCUGUUUUGCUGCGGCUGGGACAAUUUUUAUUAUGGGAAUCCCUUCUGUUGUCAUUGGAGUUGUGGCUGCUUCUGCAGACUGGAACCAGACAGAGUAUGGUCUACCUCCUCCUUUUGAGCGAGGGGAUGCAGGGAAGAUCCUGCCACUUGCCCUGCAAUACCUCACACCCACCUGGGUCUCAGUGUUAGGCGUUGGUUCUGUGGCUGCAGCAGUUAUGUCCUCCAUGGACUCUGUGCUGCUGUCCUCAGCAUCCAUGUUUACGCAAAACAUAUACAAGACGACUUUGAGGAAGCAGGCGUCGGAGAGGGAGCUGCAGUGGGUGAUCCGCCUUAGCGUGCUGCUGGUGGGCCUGGCAGGGACAGGCCUGGCCUUUGGUGAUGACAGCGUCUUUGCCCUCUGGAUACUAAGCGGGGACCUCGUCUACUGCUUGAUCUUCCCACAGCUGGUCUGUGUGCUGCACUGCCGUUGUGCCAAUACCUACGGUGCUAUUAGUGGCUACGUAGUAGGUCUGCUGCUGCGCUUGAUGAGUGGGGAGCCAGUGCUUGGGAUCCCUCCUCUCCUCCUGUACCCUGGUUGGAGGGAGGAGAACGGAGUUGUCACACAGCACUUCCCCUACAGGACUCUAGCCAUGCUGUCCUCUGUGUUAAGUGUUGCUGCGGUGUCCUGGCUGAUGGAGCUGGUUUUCAGUAAACAACUGAUUCCUCAAUCCUGGGAUAUACUGCGAGUGUUCGAAGAGAAAAUAGAGACAGAGGGAGAGGAAAUACCUGUCCACUGCGAGGAUGACGACAGUGCUCGUAAUACAAAAUUCUAGGCUAAUUUAAGUACAAACCUCAAAGUAUACCUAAACCUGCACAAUCUCUGACCACAGGUAUGCUGAGAGGGAUUCGGGGAGGCAGCUGAGUCAUUCAGUCUUUUUUUUUUUUGUUUUUAAAUUUAGAAUAUUUUUUGACAUGUUGCUUUUAUUAGAUAGAUAUAGUGGACAGAGACAGAAAACGUAGGGAAAGAUAGCAGGGGACUGACAUGCAGGACAGGGUCCAACCCGGCAGGGAAUCAACCUGGGGGGGCUCGCUGCUUGAGGGCAUUUGCGCCCAUGUCGUAUUGAUGCUGACCACUAGUGUUUCUCUAAAACUAAAUUAUUGCAGGGUCACAUAUGAGGACCCGACAUUUUGGAACUUUAGUCUUGUCCACUCAAACUUUUUUGAGCAAAUUAAACUCGGCACAGGUGAUGCCAUUUUCGUGCAUUCACCGAUAUAACACUUUCUAAGAGGCAGUUUUGCCUCUUUGCAUUGAUUUAGCGCGAAGAGCACAAAGCUUUACCGCAGUUGGAGAUGCAGUACUUGAGUACUCUGAGUGUCCCUCAGCAACUCACAAGAGGUGCCUUUUGGAAUAAGUGUUAACUGUCAUAUUCUUUCAAGGGAUCAUUAUUUACUGCCAUCCAAAUAGAGAAUUACACUUAGUCAUUCCUUCUUGAGUCAUCCGAUUUUUAGAACAGUUUUUGUUCGACCAUCUCUGACUUGCCUGAAAAUUUAAGGAAAUUUUAGCUUGACACAUCAAACACUUUACAAGACAACGUUUUUUAAAUAAACUGCCCGUCGACACACUUUCAACACGUUUUUUUGCACGUUGAAUUUUGAGGCUAUGUUUGAAUGACAAGAUCUCAGGAACUAUUAAAGAUAAAGGGCCGUAAUGUUCACUUAUCUUUCUCAUUAUGCCAUCGAUUCAGAAUCUGCAAUAUUAGACAAGUCGAUCAAAUGACUUGUGAUUAUGAGUGAGUUGAAAUAUUUUUUUAAAAAUGGAAGCUCUCUUGGAAAGUCCCAUCUUUGAGCACACACAAAAGUUGAUGAUGCAGAAGUGAACUAGUGAUAUUUUCUGAACCACAUCUAGUUGCGUGUAACAAUAAUAGAAAACGAAACAUAUAGAAUCCUUUUUAAAUAUGAUGUACUUGGUGACAAAAAUG
Messenger RNA from Stegastes partitus (bicolor damselfish), 2784 nucleotides. Its product is annotated as high affinity choline transporter 1-like. Gene Ontology annotation, biological process: choline transport; transmembrane transport; acetylcholine biosynthetic process. Lineage: Eukaryota; Metazoa; Chordata; Actinopteri; Pomacentridae. The transcript has 8 exons. The record is from RefSeq and is a predicted model, not a curated record. Gene Ontology annotation, molecular function: choline:sodium symporter activity. Gene Ontology annotation, cellular component: plasma membrane. Bases 1 to 1638 code for a protein of 545 amino acids.